AUGAGUGCAUAUUCGAGAAAUAGAUCGUUUGAUUCUAACUACUCUGACACCAGCGACGGUAGUGAAGAGGACGUUCGUAUUCGCGAUAAACUCAGAAAUGAGUGCGAAGGUGUGAGUACUAGGAUUAUUUGUGAAAAGCUUAACUUUCCAUACAACCCAGUUGAGUUGGAUCUGUCUCUACUGGACGACGAGAGUGUUUGGAGUGACCUGGAGGUCGAGAACACGCCUAAAGAUAACUUGUUAUUUGAGUUAACAAGAGAGCUACUAGCUGUGAGAAUAAGUUCUUUGUUUAACGUGUUGAUCAAAAACAAGGAGUACAGUACCAGGGGGUUGUACUUGUCAAAACUGAUGAUUAAGUUGAAUCCAGCAAACUACACGGCAUGGUACUACCGUCUCGAAUGCAUUAAGACGCUCGAUUUAAAUCUGGAAGAGGAGCUAGAAUUCGCAAGGAGGAUAACUUCUGAGUCAAUAAAGUCAUAUCAAAGUUGGAACCACAGGAGGCAGAUAUGUGAGCUCGCAAACUCAAAAUUCAACGAACUGGAGUUUGUAAAGCUGGAGAUAGGGACGUCCCCAAAGAAUCAGUCGGCAUGGGCAUAUCUAACAUGGCUGAUAAAGACCUUUGGGCCAACGGAUAGGUCGGAAGAGUUUGAAUUCGUGGACUUUUUAGUAAAAACUGACGUGUACAACAACUCGGCAUGGAACUAUAAGAACUUCCUGAUUAAGCACUUCGAAGGAGAGUUGGACCUAGGGUACGUGCUAGGGGAGUUUGCACAGGACUUCCAGUCGCUGGUUGAGAGGCCGGACAACGAGUCGCUCUGCUCAUACCUGAUUGAAAUGACAUCGCACAUACAAAGGAAGCACAGCAGGUGCAUGAAUGACGUGGACACGGAAUGGCUGGACUCGAUGAGGGGCAAGUGCAAAAGCAUAGAUUGCAUAUCUAGUAAAUACAAAUGUCAGCACAGUACAUUAUAG
Theileria orientalis strain Shintoku is the source of this 972-nucleotide messenger RNA. RefSeq names its product protein farnesyltransferase subunit alpha. The coding region runs from base 1 to 972 and encodes 323 amino acids. The transcript is spliced from 5 exons. The record is from RefSeq and is a predicted model, not a curated record. Gene Ontology annotation, biological process: protein geranylgeranylation; protein farnesylation. Gene Ontology annotation, cellular component: cytoplasm; CAAX-protein geranylgeranyltransferase complex; protein farnesyltransferase complex. Lineage: Eukaryota; Apicomplexa; Aconoidasida; Piroplasmida; Theileriidae. Gene Ontology annotation, molecular function: CAAX-protein geranylgeranyltransferase activity; protein farnesyltransferase activity.